AAGUGAAUUCGCCUGAGCUACAGGGAGAUAAACAUUGAGAAUCAGUGGAUAGGAUCCUUGUAGUCUCCAAUGGCCUCCAAUCUCCUCAGACUCCAUUUACAAACCACUCUCAAGGCUUCACCUCCAAUCUCAAUCUCCCCUUCAUCACUCUCCUUUACAAAUCCAUCUCCACACAAACGCACACUGUGCUCUUUCCCACCCACAAGCAGAGAAGAAGCCAUCUCCCAAGCAAAGCUCUCCCUCUCCUCCACCCUCAAGAAGCCCCUCAAUAACCCGAUUCCCGUCCCCACGAGAAAACUCAAGAAACUCACCCAACCAAGAUUUCGUGUCGAGAUCCCUGUCGUCGACGACUCACCCAACUCACUCAUCCAGCUAGCCUUUGUAGUCUUUGCUAACUUACCCAUCACAAGAAAAGGCUCAAUUCCAGCCACACUUAUCCUCUGGCCUAAUCCCACAUUGGCGCAAUUAGCCCUUCAGACUUUUAGCUCAGCUACCUCAGUUACCAACUCAGACUUGAGCUCAGUCGGUACUGAGAUUUUGAAUUCUGCUGACUUGGCCGUUUUUUUGGCGCCAGAGAAGUCUCAAGUUGAAGACAUCAAAAGGGUAACAACCAGCUUGUAUCCUAAGCCUGUGGUUCUCUUUAAUCCCAAUUGGGCUUUUGAUGAGGAGAAGGAUUUUGAAAUGGGGAACUUUCUUGAUUCUUUUGAUGUGGUUUAUUCUUUUAUGGGGUUAGAGGUUAGAGGGGUGAUUAAGAGGAGGAAGGGGGUGGUGUUUAAGUGUGUGAAGGAUGGGGUUGUGAGUGGUGAAGUAUGGGAGGUGAUGGUGGAGGAUGAAGAAGGAGAAGAGAAGGGGAAGUUGAAGGUGGUUACGAGGUUUAAGCGAAGGCCGACGAUUGUUGAAGUCGAGAGCGUUCUGUAUAAUCUGAUGGCGGCGAAUUCUCCAGUGACCAAAUCUGUCAAGUUUCUGAAAGAUCUGGUUUCAAACGUAACAGGGAAGAAGGACAAACAGUGACUUUGGUAGUACUUAGUCAUUUUGUUGCACCUGGUCAGUUUUGGUUGUAUGAACUUUGCGGUGAUUAUUCUUGUGAUUCUUUC
Molecule: messenger RNA, 1094 nt
Organism: Asparagus officinalis (garden asparagus)
Lineage: Eukaryota; Viridiplantae; Streptophyta; Magnoliopsida; Asparagales; Asparagaceae
Exons: 1
Coding region: 70-1011 (313 amino acids)
Cellular component (GO): chloroplast
Source: RefSeq, a predicted model, not a curated record